Messenger RNA from Dermochelys coriacea (leatherback sea turtle), 3996 nucleotides. It is a transcript of the gene ZNF410, whose product is annotated as zinc finger protein 410. Gene Ontology annotation, cellular component: transcription regulator complex; PcG protein complex. Gene Ontology annotation, molecular function: RNA polymerase II cis-regulatory region sequence-specific DNA binding; DNA-binding transcription factor activity, RNA polymerase II-specific. Lineage: Eukaryota; Metazoa; Chordata; Testudines; Dermochelyidae. The record is from RefSeq and is a predicted model, not a curated record. The transcript has 13 exons. Gene Ontology annotation, biological process: regulation of transcription by RNA polymerase II. Bases 1813 to 3216 code for a protein of 467 amino acids.
AUGGCACUUCGUCUAGACCCAGCUCUGCGGAUUGCGGAUGCUACCACUGACCUAGGAGGGGGGAGGAAGGAACCUCCCACCUCACUCAAAGAGGGAAAUGGAACCUACCUCUGGACUGAGCUGUGGGGGAGAUGGAACAUACCACCAAGCCCACCUGUGGGGUGUGGGGCAGGCUAACUCCCUCCAGAAUCAGGUCUUGAGGAGAGAGAUCAACAGAUUUGCACAGUUCACUAUGGACCUGCAUGCCAGCGAGAACAACCAGGGCCGAUGGCAUCACAGCAGGCAUCGGACAGUCACAUUCUCAGGUCUGGCUCACUCAAUCCUGCAAAUCCAUGAAUCUCUGGGGCAGCCCCACAGGCAAUGGCGGGUAGGGUUAAGGUGUGAACCCCUUUGCACAUCGAAGGAGAGCAUGGUGUUCAUCCAGGAGAGAUGGUGGAAGAGCAUGCAAUGCUGCUUUUGAAUAUAGUGAGGGAUUGAAGGAAGGCCCGAUAUCUGUGAGGUUAUGGCAUUUUGCACAAAAUUGAACCACUUUAUACCCAAGAUUUGGUGCUGACAGAGCAUAUAGAAUGCAUCUAACUGCUCCAAGUCUACUUGUGAGAGGGUCCAGGUUUCUGACCCAUCUAGCAAUACAGGUGGAACACAGGUUUGUUAGAACCUAAAGUUUGUCUCAGUGCAGACAUUUUUGCUCCCAUAAGCAAGACUUGGACUUUGUGCAGGAAGUGUCAAGACCAAUUCAUUGGAGGAUACCAGGUUUACUGCAACCAUUUGUACUCUGCUUGCAGCCUAGUUAGGUGCUUGACUGCACAUGCACCAGGAGUUCUAGUGGUCCAGCUCCAAAAUUGUGGACCUUAGUCUUUUGCAUGAGAUGUUCAACCCCAUAGUGUGUGGGAAGCAUCUUGGAAACCUUGAAAGACAGGGCUGAAAUUCUCUUGCGUCACCACAAGCCGGGCAACACCAUCGUCAUAGUCUUGGUCAGUGAACGCUUUUUGAUCAAACUUGAUUCUGACGUUUGGUGUGGCAAGUCCGAAUGUCCAGUCAAAAGCUUGACAGAACAGUGCCAGGGCGUUGUGAAAAUUGUGCACCAGAUUUAUCAGAACAUCUGGGAUGCCAGCUCUUUUCAGUGUGAGCCAAAGUGCUGACCUGUCAGCCAAAUAAAAAGCUAUUUUGAUGUUGCUAUAUGCCACAAGAAGUGGGCCAAAAGAAGUCUGGAUCAGUGCAGCUCAGCCAGAAGCUGAAGGGUAAAGACAGAAUCCACUGUCAAGUGCCCAGCAGUGAAACCUGAUUGCUGUGGAUAAUGUUGCCUUUUAAGAAGAGGCUGCAUCCUACCAAGCAGAACAUUAACAAAGAUCUUUCCAGAGACAGAUAGCAAUGAGAUCAGCCUAUAAUUGCAACACUCAGUGCAAGAUCCUUUACCUUUGUACAGGAACACUAUGAUGCCACAGUGGUAGCCUGCCUGAUGCACACACUUUUAAGAACUGAUGUGGGGGUCAGUGCUCACUUGUUCCAGCUUGGGUGGAAUGCCAUCAAGUCUAGAAGAGGGAGAAAGGGGAUUACAAAGUCAUAGGGUGCAGGAAGGGACUGUCCAGUUUGGCCAAUGUACAUAGCAGAGGGGCAUUGCUGGCACAUGUUGGCGUAUAUUACAUUGGUGGAUGUGCAGGUUAAAUUGAAUAUCUGCCUCGCACAGCUUCUUGCAGGAAGACUGCACUGCUUAAAGGCUAGGAGACUAUGAGAAUCAUCAGAGGGGACUGUUCACUCUGAAUUCUAAACUUGUGCCUUGCCCAGAACAGCUGCAGGAAUCGGAAACUUGAAUCAAUGUUAUCGGAUGAGUUAGAAUCCAAACCAGAGCUGCUGGUUCAGUUUGUUCAGAACACAUCUAUUCCACUGGGGCGGGGACUGGUGGAAUCAGAACCUAAAGGCAUCACCUGUCUCUCCCUCCUUCCUGUUACUGAGACCUCAGAAUGCAACAGACUGAUGUUGCCAGGUGAUUCUCCAAGUCACACUAACUCCUCCAAAGAUGUUCCUUCAUCUGCUGUCUUGAGAAGCCUUCAGGUAAAUGUAGGCCCUGACGGCGAGGAGACAAGGGCACAAACAGUACAGAAACCACCUGAGCUCCUGUCAAGUCCAGAGCCUUCCAGUUUAUUGCAAGACCUCCAGCCCAGUGACAGCACUUCCUUUAUUCUCCUCAACCUAACAAGAGCAGGCCUGGGCUGUCCAGCAGAGCACCUGGUAUUUGUUCAGGAUGAAGCAGAGGAUUCUGGGAAUGACUUUCUCUCCCAUGAUAGCACCGACAGCAGUACCCCCUGGUUUCUACGAGUGCAGGAAUUGGCCCAUGACAGUUUGAUUGCUGCCACUCGAGCACAGCUCGCAAAGAAUGCCAAAGCAAGCAAUAAUGGUGAAAGUGUUCAUCUUUGCUCAGGAGAUGGGCAGCUGAAAGAUUCCAGUCCCAUCCCUCACCUGUCCCGCGUAGAGAAGAAGCUGAAGUGCACAGUUGAGGGCUGUGAUCGGACAUUUGUGUGGCCAGCCCACUUCAAAUAUCAUUUAAAAACUCACAGGAAUGAUCGUUCUUUCACCUGCCCAGCAGAAGGUUGUGGGAAAAGCUUCUAUGUCCUGCAAAGGCUGAAGGUGCACAUGCGAACUCACAAUGGUGAGAAACCAUUUGUCUGCACUGAGGUGGGCUGUGGGAAGCAGUUCACAACAGCUGGGAAUCUGAAGAACCACCUGCGGAUUCACACUGGAGAAAAGCCCUUCCUGUGUGAGGCACAAGGAUGUGGUCGUUCAUUUGCUGAAUACUCCAGCCUUCGGAAACACCUGGUUGUCCACUCAGGAGUGAAGCCCCAUCAGUGCCAUAUCUGUGGGAAGACAUUUUCCCAGAGUGGUAGCCGGAAUGUGCAUAUGAGAAAGCACCACUCCAGAAUUGGAGCUGCUGGAAGCAGAGAGCGAGAGCAACCGGAGUCGCUGGUGGGCAGCAGUUUGCUGGAAGAAGCAGCUGUGCAUAGUAAGAAUCUGAUCUCCAUGAACUCGCAACCUCGUCUUGGCGUGGAGUCUCUGCACCUGCCAGAUACUGAGUCUAUUAUUGGAGUAGAGGAGGAGGUUCUUGCUGAAGCAACACCAGGAGCCCUCCAAUCAGCACCUGAUGUGGUUUUGCCACAAUCUCAUCACCUGGUCACCAUGUCAACAGGGAGACACUCCUAUGGGGUGUCUGCUUUACUACAGUAAAUUUACAGAGAAGACACAGGAUGUAAAGUUAAAGAACAGACUUCUGUGUGCAGAUUUCUUAAAGGAGAGUUGCAGGACCUGAAUCCAGAGUACAUGCUGUGCAGGCAGUUUACUUUUCAUGACUUGCUGCAACAAAAACUAAACUGCAGUCCAGAAUGGGAUAUGAGAUGUAGAACAUGAGAGUUCCUAGUUACUGAAGCAGAUUCCUGAAGCUAAAUUCAGGAGCCACUAAUCAUGUUGGACUGACAAGUGGGACUUUCUAAACCUGCCAUUGGGAGGGAUGCGGCACUUCCACCACUGCAACAUCAAACCACUUUCACCUGAAGCUGAAGUUUGUUCACAAGCUCCAGCACUUACAAGGCAUUAGUAUUGCUUAAGCAACUAAUAGGGGCUUUUCUUAGAGGAGAAUAUUUAGGGUGUUGUGGAUUCUAAACCAGAGCAUUGCAGUCCCAUUCUUCCUUCUGAAUUUUGAAAGUUUAUUUCCAGGCUGACCCUAACUAGAAUCUGAGGCUCUUCCUUGAGGAGCAGGAGCUUCUCCACCACUCUUCCUUGCUUUAUGAAAAUAUGUUCCCUAGAGUUCCACCUUGCCCCAGAGUCUGAGGCCAGACACAAGUUAGAGGAUUACCUCAGAGCCAGCUCUGCUGCUUGCUUUGCCCCAUAUUUCUUCAUUUCUAAAAUGUUUAUUAGUAUGUUUAGUUUUUUUAUUUAAAAAUCAGAGGUAGAAGAUUAUGUGUUUACUGUAUUGUAAAUAAACAGCCUGUUUCGCUCUUUGGCUUCUGA